CUCUUUACCGUCCAGAUUAAUCCUCAUUCCUCAGGCCUCACACCCCAUUAUUUAUUUCUGUCGGCCAAUAAUCCCUGCCAAUCCAACAACUCCCUUCUCUUUCGACAUCAUAUUCAUUCUUCGAUCAUCAUCGUCGCGACGGUGUCGUUUCACGAUGUGUUACGGUCAGCAACCACCGUUCUCGAGGGAAAGCCUAGUUCCGCCGCGAGCCGCCGCGCUGGCGACCGAUAACGUGGCGGUGGUGGAGAGCCUGCGGGGCCGGCUAGCCGAGACCGAAGCCCGGCUGGUGCGCGCCAGGGCCCGGGAAGCCGAGCUGAGCCGCCGGCUCGAGGAAAUGAAGCGCUUCGUCUCCGUCAUGGAGAUCCUCGAGAACUACCUCAAACGACGCUUCCUCGAGCAGCAACAACUCGUGGUCCGCCUCUUCGCCCCUCUGCCCCGUAAAUAGUAACCACACUCUCGGUGAUUCUAGCAGAUUCGCCUUUUCUUUUUCCUUUUUUGAAUUUGUUUUUUUUUGUUGAUGUGGUUGUUUAUGUUUCAUAGUUAUAUAAAUUUACACUUAAUGAAAUGCUUUGAAUUAGAAAUUUUUAGUUUCUAAA
Molecule: messenger RNA, 596 nt
Organism: Alnus glutinosa
Lineage: Eukaryota; Viridiplantae; Streptophyta; Magnoliopsida; Fagales; Betulaceae
Product: protein SKIP34
Exons: 1
Coding region: 155-445 (96 amino acids)
Source: RefSeq, a predicted model, not a curated record